Talpa occidentalis (Iberian mole) is the source of this 3822-nucleotide messenger RNA. RefSeq names its product TBC1 domain family member 24 (gene TBC1D24). The coding region runs from base 564 to 2210 and encodes 548 amino acids. The record is from RefSeq and is a predicted model, not a curated record. The transcript is spliced from 6 exons. NCBI's taxonomy places the organism in Eukaryota, Metazoa, Chordata, Mammalia, Eulipotyphla, Talpidae.
GCCACGUGGCUCGACACGGGUCCUUGGUGGAGCAAGGACCACAGUCCCCUGGUGUUUCCGGGUGACUGGGCUCCAGAAAGGUCUCAUGUGAAGCCGGGACCCCUUCCAUGUGUGCCGCAGGCCUUGCGCCUACCCCUCCAGCACCUCCCCUGCGGUGCCUGGCAGGAGCUUGGCCUGCAGACUUGCUGGCCAGCGGGUCCUUUGCAAAAAGGUGAUGUGUGGGCCCAAGAGGGCACCCCCUCAGGGACAGUUUCUGCUCAGAGUCAGCCCUUCCGAGGCCCCUCCCUAGCUUGGCACUGUGCAGCCCAUUCCGGUAGCUUCAUAGCCCCCCCAGCUUGACUUCCCAGAACAUCCACGUCUCCUAGCCGGAAGCCCCUCCGCGCUCUCCAGAGCCUGGACAAAGGCGCAUUGUGUCAGCCGUGAGCCUUCACGGAGGUGCGCUGAACGCAGCUUUUCACCCUCAGGCUGCAGAUGGCCAGCAGGUUGGCAGAGAGGCCCCAGAGCGGGGGCCGGAGGGCCUAGCUGCUCUAAGCCCCGCCGCGCCCCUGGGCGCCCCCUGCACCAUGGACUCCCCGGGCUAUAACUGCUUUGUGGACAGAGACAAGAUGGACGCGGCCAUCCAGGACCUGGGGCCCAGGGAGCUGAGCUGCACGGAGCUGCAGGAGCUGAAGCAGCUGGCCCGCCAGGGCUACUGGGCCCGCAGCCACGCCCUGCGCGCCCAGGUAUACCAGCGGCUGAUCCGGGACAUCCCCUGCCGCACCGUCACGCCCGACGCCAGCGUGUACAGUGACAUCGUGGGCAAGAUUGUGGGCAAGCACAGCGGCAGCAGCCUGCCCCUGCCCGAGUUCGUGGACAACACGCAGGUGCCCAGCUACUGCCUGAACCCGCGGGGCGAGGGGGCCGUGCGCAAGAUUCUGCUGUGCAUCGCCCACCAGUUCCCCGACAUCUCCUUCUGCCCCGCGCUGCCCGCCGUGGUGGCCCUGCUGCUGCACUACAGCAUCGACGAGGCUGAGUGCUUCGAGAAGGCCUGCCGCAUCCUGGCCUGUAACGACCCCGGCCGCAAGCUGGUGGACCAGAGCUUCCUGGCCUUUGAGUCCUCCUGCAUGACCUUCGGGGACCUGGUGAACAAGUACUGCCAGGCAGCGCACAAGCUGAUGGUGGCCGUGGCCGAGGACGUGCUGCAAGUCUAUGCCGACUGGCAGCGCUGGCUCUUCGGGGAGCUGCCGCUUGGCCACUUUGCCCGCGUCUUCGACGUCUUCCUGGUGGAGGGCUACAAGGUGCUGUACCGCGUGGCGCUGGCCAUCCUGAAGUUCUUCCACAAGGCGCGGGCCGGGCAGCCCCCCGAGUCGGACAACGUGAAGCAGGACAUCCGUGCCUUUGUGAGGGACAUCGCCCGGACCGCGUCCCCCGAGAAGCUGCUGGAGAAAGCCUUCGCCAUCCGUCUCUUCUCCCGGAAGGAGAUCCAGCUGCUGCAGAUGGCCAACGAGAAGGCCCUGAAGCAGAAGGGCAUCACUGUCAAGCAGAAGAGGCAGUUCGUGCACUUAGCCGUCCACGCGGAGAACUUCCACUCGGAGGUGGUCAGCGUGAAGGAGAUGAGAGACAUAUGGUCGUGGGUCCCGGAGCGGUUCGCGCUCUGCCAGCCACUGCUGCUCUUCUCCUCGCUGCAGCACGGGUACAGCCUGACCAGGUUCUACUUCCAAUGCGAGGGGCACGAACCGACCCUGUUGCUCAUCAAGACAACGCAGAAGGAGGUGUGCGGGGCUUACCUGUCCACGGACUGGAGCGAGAGGAAGAAGUUUGGGGGCAAACUGGGCUUCUUCGGGACAGGAGAGUGCUUCGUGUUCAGGCUGCAACCCGAGGUGCAGCGCUAUGAGUGGGUGGUCAUCAAGCACCCCGAGCUGACCAAGCCAGCGCCCCCCGAGACCGCCCCGUCCGCGUCUGCGCCCUCGGACCUCAGUGACCGCCUCUCGCCCUUCCUGGCUGCCCGGCACUUCAACCUGCCCUCCAAGGCCGAGUCCAUGUUCAUGGCUGGGGCCAGCGACUGUCUCAUCAUAGGUGGCGGCGGCGGCCAGGCGCUCUACAUUGAUGGGGACCUGAACCGGGGCCGCACCGGGCACUGUGACACAUUCAACAACCAGCCGCUCUGCUCCGAGAACUUCCUCAUCGCCGCUGUGGAGGCCUGGGGCUUCCAGGACCCCGACACCCAGUGAUGCCUGAGGGUGCCCAGGGCCGCCCCCCAGGGCGGGGCCUCCUCUUCAGGGAGAGCCAUGGGCGGCCAGUGCCUGGGCAGGCGGGGCUGCUGGGUGCCUACGCCCUUCUCUGGGGCUGCCUCUCCUGCAGGCCUGGGGAGGCCAGGGCAAGACCUGGGAAGGCAAGAGCCCCUGCCAAUUGCGAGUCCAGCGCGCCCCCUGCUGGUGCAGCCUGGCCACCUCCCGCCAGGCCCAGACACAGGCCUGGACUGGCCCAAGGCAGCAUACGCGCGGCAGCAGCCGGCUCUGCCUCCUCCCUACAGGGCCUUUGGUGGGGCUUCUCCACCAUUGGCCACCUUGGCUGCCUCAGUUGACGUUGGAGGGCCGGAUGUGUGCCGCUGGCCGGAGGGGACGCUGCUGUCCUUGUGCUUCUGCAGAGCCAGAGCUUCUGCUGGGCCCGAGGCCGCCUCCCAGGACCGCCCCACACCCGCCAGCCCCACCGCAGGCCGCAUGGAGACGCCUGCCCGCAGCCCUGGGCUCUGCCGCCCGACUGUGCCACUUCUCCGUCACGCUGCUGCCACGCCUGCACCUGGGACCCAGCCAGAUGCCCAGCAGGCCUGCUCACCCGGGUCCAGCCCUGCCCACCCCUUGGCUGGCCCCUGCACAUCCGCCCACCCCUGCCCUGCGGCACCUUCACCCCACCCCUGCACGGCCUGCACCUCCGUCUGCGCCCCUUGUAGCCUGACCUCAUGAGGCUGCCACUCCCUGCCCCGCCCGCCCGGCCUUCUUCACCAGGGGCCACCUGGGGAGCUGCCCACCCGCACGUGGCCCCCUCAGCUGGUCCUGAGGGCCGAGUGCUCUGAGGGGAGAGAAAGAAGCAGGUACCAAGUGGCCGGCUGGGGCCUGGGCCUUCAGUGCUGGGCCUGACCCACCCUCCGCCCUGGCUCCAGCCAGCAGCUCUGCCCACCUCCCAGCUGGCUUCUCCCUGCCCCACUCUGGUCUCCUCUGAGUCAGCCACAGUGCAGAAGCAGGGGCUGGGGACCUGGUGUGGCUUUGGGCGAGCCACAGACCUUCUGGAACUCGGCUCCCCAAUGCCGUCAAGGCUUUCGUCCGCUCAGCUGUCCCCACAGGACUGCCCAGGGCCUCCAUGGGCACCGCGCAGGGAGGGGCAUGCUGCCCACCCACUGGACACUGCAGCCCCGUGGCCCCCAAGACCUCGUCUGUCCCGACAGCCUUGGUGUUCAUUAAACGUGGUCUCGUGACUCCUACUCCUAGGCUCCAGGUCUGGUCUCUUCAACCAGAGGGGCCUCGGGGCCACCCAGGCUCACCAAAGGGGGUAUAGGGAGCUGCCCCCUGGCGCUUGUCAGCGCUUUGCCACUGCAUGUUGGUGGGGCCCGUGAGAGCCUCAGACGCUGACAUGGCGCUUUUUGCCUGGCUCCCCUGCGGACUUCCUGGCUGGGUGUUCUCUUCUCUGGUGAGUAAGUCCAGAGGGUCCUCUGGGAGCUGCCGCGCUAUGCUGCCCAUCGGUGGUCCCCCACGCAGUGCUCCCCAUCUGGUGCUCCCCAUCCAGUGCUCCUGAGACCCAGCCCUGGGAGAGUAGUGGCUGCUGAGUCUCUAGAAUGAUUUGUCAAAA